AAACGCUCUGGGGGUGUGGUCUAUCAUAACGGACCCAGCCAAAUCGUAGAUCACUUCAGGGGCCGCACUCAGAUCGUGGGCGACCUGAACCGUGGCGACUGCUCCCUGGAGAUUGAUGACAUCAAGCCCUUUGACAAUGGGCCUUUUUGCUUCAUGGCUGAAAAAGAAAGUAUAAAAUACCGAUUCAACAACAGCUGUGCGUUUGUGCUCAUGGAUGCAUCCCCUGAAAUACCUGUGAUGACAAAAACUUUACCAGAGGCUGCAGCUGGAUCUGUUAUGACAGUUUCUUGUUCAGUGACUCACACAUGUCCAACACACGCCCCAAAGUUUGUGUGGAGCGUUGCAACCUUGACCAAUGAAGUUACACACACCGCUCUGAAACCUGGCAUCUGGGAAAUCACCUCCAACAUCUCCUUCAUUGUACCUAAUGAAGAUGGGAAACUAAGUGUGACAUGCACAGCUGUCUUCUGGCGGAACAAACAGGAAUCUAACACAGCCCACUUCAUUGUUAAAGGUUCUCUGAUUAACCAGAUGAGAAGCUUGGUUCCCAUUGUUGCUCCAGUCUCAUGUCUUGUCCUUAUAGUCAUAAUAUUAGCUGUGGUGUUUGGAGUGAUCAUUUGCAAAAAGAGGAGAAAAUUGGAUGACUCAGACAGACCUCCACCUCGCCCAGAAAAAAGGCAGGUCGCUGUUUGAAAGACUGAACAG
Periophthalmus magnuspinnatus is the source of this 705-nucleotide messenger RNA. RefSeq lists its product as uncharacterized. NCBI's taxonomy places the organism in Eukaryota, Metazoa, Chordata, Actinopteri, Gobiiformes, Gobiidae. The transcript is spliced from 5 exons. The record is from RefSeq and is a predicted model, not a curated record. The annotation marks the transcript as partial.